Trichobilharzia szidati is the source of this 2870-nucleotide messenger RNA. NCBI's taxonomy places the organism in Eukaryota, Metazoa, Platyhelminthes, Trematoda, Strigeidida, Schistosomatidae. The record is from the annotation of a GenBank genome assembly.
CUUCAAAGUACCUUUCUUCUAGUUUCACUAAUUUAAACUAAAAAAAAAAAAAAACAAAACAAUCUAUAGACAAGUCAGAGUGUUUAACAAUCUCUGCUACUUCUCAAUUAAAUCAACCUUCAACUGUUUCAGUUAAUUCUAGUAGUACUGCAAGUUAUUUUGAUUCACAGAAUCUAAUCUCUAAAGCACCAACUUUAACCACAGAUACAUUUGAAAAUCACAAUAUUGAUACUCCUACUACUACUAAUAGUAAUAAUACUAAUAAUAAUAGUAAUAUGGAUAAAUCUGGUUAUUUCAACACAAUCGACAUGAUUCAACGACUCUUAGUGAAUACAACAAAUUCAGAAAUUCUACUAGAUUUAAUCAGAAAGAAUUACACCCUGGAGACUGAGAGAAAAGUUGAUGAAAAACACCUGACACUGUACAAUUUACUUGAAUUGUCAUCAAUGCUACUUACAGACAAAUCAAAUCAUCCGUAUAAUAAUAAUAGUAAUAAUAAUUCAGGAAAUUAUCCUCUGAAUCCAUUAAAUACAAUAGCUGAAAUGACGGGGAUGAAUAAUGUCAGUCAACAAUGUGCGUACAAUCCUAAUACUUCUGUUAAUACUGCUUAUAAUAGUAAUAAUAAUAAUAGUAAUAAUGAUUUACUCAUAUGGUUGCAAAAUUCUGCAUUACCAUUGUCUACUAACACACCAAUGAAUAAAACUGUUAGUCCAGUGAACACAUCAACGAAUCAACCAAUUACUACUUCCGCUUUAUUCAGUAACACUAAUAAUAAUAAUAGUAAUAAUAAUAACAAUUUGAAUCAUUGCAUCACUGACAAUAGUAGUAUAAAUACCCCUGCAAACAAGAUUAGCAACGAAGUCAAAAGUAUAAGUCCCACUAGUAAUAAUAAUAACAAUAAUAAUAAUAUGGUUAAUGCCGGUAAUAAUGACAAUCAUAAUAACCAAUUAGCUUACUUGGUCAAUUUAUUAAAUCUACACAAUCGUCUAUCUGCUGAAUAUCCAGCAUCGAAUUGGUCCAGUGAUCUACAACAGUAUGCAUUGAAUUGUUCACAACAUACUGGUUUAAAUACGUCAACAGGAAUAACAACACCAGCGGCAAUAGUUCCAUGUGAAAAUCGUUUAUUCAAAUCGUCAAGGACUGGUGAUGUUAAAAUGAAUCAUAGUCAAGAGAAUAAAACAGAUGAUCAUUAUAAGGAGACAAAACAUCCUGGGAGCAAUAAUAAUAUUGGUGUACAUAACGAUGAAGAUGAUUAUGCUGAUGAAGAAAUGAGUGAAAGUGAAAGUCUGACUAAGAUGACAGAUUUUAUGUCAUCGAAUGCACGGCUAACUGAAUUCUGGUCGAAUGGAGUCGGUUCAACUUCAGACAGUCAAGCGCCAAAUGAUAUUAUGAAUGACAAUGGUACCGAUGAUAGUAUGGAUUGUAAACCAGAUUUCAAUUCGAAAUCAUUAUCCUUACAAUUUUUACGCCGGAAAAAGAAAACACGUACUGUAUUCUCUAGAAAUCAAGUUUACCGGUUAGAGUCAACAUUUGCUGUGAAACGUUAUCUAUCGAGUUCUGAACGUGUUGGCUUAGCUAGAACAUUACAGUUGACAGAAACCCAAGUGAAAAUAUGGUUUCAAAAUCGGCGUAAUAAAUGGAAACGUCAGAUUGCUAUUGACUAUAAACCAACAAAUAUGGCCGCCUCUGAUGAGCUGAUGUCUUCAAGACAAAGUGGGAUAAUUCUACCACCAGCAGAGACAAAUGAAACCAUGAAGUUGCAAACAUCCACGUAUGAUGUUACUUGUACUACACCUCAACAUCAUGUUACAAGUGCUGGGUGUGAAUUUCCUUUGAAAAAUUUCAUGAAUACAGUAUCAUCAAUUGAAUCAUGGAUGGCGAAUAGUUAUCUUCAAUCGAAUGUUUUAAAUGCAAAUUAUCUUCAAAGUAAUAAUAAUAAUAGUAAUCCACUAUUACCUUUAUGUAAUUUUAAUCUUCCAAAGAAUUAUUUAAAUCCAGACUCCUGCCUUAAUAAUGCAGACGCAAGGAAUCCAGCUUCAAAUGAUUCUGUAAAUCCUACAGAUCUCAGCAUUUCAUCCUGGUAUCAUAACAAGAAUAACAAUAGAAGUGAAGAUAUUGACACAUCGUGUCAUUCAAAACAAUCAUCGCCUUCAUCAUCACCAUCUUUAUUAUCUGUACCAGUUGCAAUGUCUCAAUCAUCUGUGAAUAACACAUCUACUAUUAUUACCUCAACGAUCCAGAAUUCUCCAGUAGACAUCCUACGGACAGCACCGCCACCACCACCAACAACAACAACGGCAGCAGCAUCAACCCUUCCACUGGCGGUAAAUUCAUCAACAAAUUUCGACAGUAGACUGUCUAACACAGAAUCAAUCCUAUCCAAUUUACAUAUGAAUAAAAUUUCCGCAGGAAUUGAUGCUUCAGAUCUCGCCGAUCUUCUUGAAGUACAUCGUCGUAUUCUAAAGGAUAAUAAAGAUCCAAGUAAAAUUAUGGCAGCACUUAAUGCAGUGACAGCAGAUCUGUUAACACGGAUUGCAUAACAAACUUUUCGAUUUUUCAAUUGCAGGUUCAAUUUGCCAAAUUUGAAUGAUCUCUUUAGUCGUGAUAAGAACCUUCAUAGGGUUUUCUGAUAAUUUAUUUCAGUUAUUAUUAUUUUCUUUCUUCUUCAACUGUUUAUAUCUAUCUAUCUAUCUACCUUUAUUCAUAUUCAAUGGUCAUUCAAUGUUCAAUAGUUUUUAGCAUCUAGUCUGUAUCGUAGUAAUUAAUAACUUUUAACUUUUAUCACUGUUCAUGUGUACUUUUAAUUAAUUAAUUAAUUUUCUUUUCUCCUCUCUUAAAUAUAUAUAAUAUUUACAUCUACUUUGAUAUCG